AGCACGUUUCGCGUUGCUUCAGAAAUAUCGUGAAUCUCGUGCGUUUUAAACGAGAUAUAAAUCUCGGGAAUUAAAUUAUUUAAAAAGUGAUUGUACCAGUUCCUAUUUAGCAUGAAACAGCCGUUAAUUUAAGUUUGAAGAACUAAAUACUUACUGUAAAAGUGAAAAUGAAGUUAAUAGUAUGUUGUAUGAUUAUCAUCGCAAACAUAAGUAACAAUGGCAAAGCGUCUCUCGAUAGCUUUUCGCCGGCCAGAACCAAUAUACUUCUAGAAGAUACUACGAGAAAUUCAGACCAAUCAUGCUACAGACCUUGCAAAUUCAACGUGAAGCCACGGAGAUGCCACUACCAGUUCAAGAUAGAACCUUCGAUCCUUGAAGACGGGAAACCAGCUCUUACUAUCAACGGGAUGACUCCCGGACCUCCCAUUAAUGUCUGCAUGAAUGACGUCAUAGUUGUUGAAGUCCAGAACAAAGUGCCAGACCAGGAUCUCGCUAUACAUUGGCAUGGGGUGGAGCAGAAAGGAACGCCGUACAUGGAUGGGGUUCCCAUGGUGACGCAGUGUCCUAUAACUUACGGAUCGACGUACAAGUAUGCUUUCAUAGCGACGUCGCCCGGAACUUUCUUCUACCAUUCUGAUUCAGUUUCCCACCAAAGCGACGGCGUAUACGGAGCUCUGAUCGUCAACCAGCCUCAACCUUUAGAGCCUCAUUCGUCGUUGUAUGAUUACGACAGAAGCAAGGAACACACUGUAAUGGUAGCUGCGAAAUUUCCUCAACUCCUCACUGCUAAUUUGGAGGACCUGGGCAGGGUGCAGCCGAAUGCUCUAGUUAUAAAUGGAGAAGACAAUUUCAAGUUGUUCAUGAUGCCAGGCUACUCGUACAGGUUGAGAUUGAUCAAUGCUGUCGCUAUUGAAUGUCCUAUCACCAUUUCCAUUGAUAACCAUGAGAUGACCGUCAUAGCCACAGACGGGAGAGCUGUGAAACCGACGUCUGCUAAAAAGGUGUUAUUGUAUCCAGGAGAACGUAUGGACGUGGUGGUGCGCGCUGCGGAAGAGAGCGGGGGCUACUGGGUGCGCGCGCAGGGGAGCGCCGCGUGCGCAGGUGUCAGCGCUGCCGCCAUGUUCCUCUACUCUGGCUUCAACUACACUGCCAUGUUGGAUGGACAGAAACAUUCAGAUCUUCCAACAGACAAUGCAGCAGCUGUAUCUGGUCAAACCCUGAAGUCAUUACAAGAUGUAACCCACGUCCCUGAAGUGAAGUCUGUCUAUUUGGGCAUUGAUAAGAAUAUCAUCCAGAUUAAGGACAGUGACAACGAUUUCCGGUACAUCAGUGACGCUCUGCCUACAAAGCCUUUCUUCCCGGCUUCUUUGUCUCUUCGUGACUCUGGCGUCGUUCAAAUCAACAACAAGAGUUUUCUCUACCCGAGUGCUCCUAUUCUGCUGAAGCCCAAAGACAAACGGGAGCCUUCAUGCUUGGUUGGAGAGGAGCAACUAGUAAACGAUCUUCAGUGCUUGCAAGUGUUGAACGCACAGGAGGGAGAACUCAUUGAACUUGCAUUGGUUAAUGAAGGUUUUGGUAGCAAUGAGUCAUACACUUUCCACAUUCACGGCUAUGGAAUGCAAGUAAUAGCUACGGGUAAAAACACUGAUGAUGCGCCUUUAUCCAAAGUAAAAUUCCAGUCACUUGAUAAAGAAGGAAAGAUCAUCAGGAACCUCCAAAAUCCACCGACCAAAGACACGAUAACAGUUCCAAACAAAGGCUAUGCAGUUGUUCGGAUACGACCAGACCAUGGAGGUAGUUGGCUUUUGGAGUGUAGAGCUUGUGGUCUUUCCUCCCUGCCCACUGCGAUAGUCAUCAGAGUUCCACAGUCCAUCCCCAGAGCAGUCAUCGACUCAUUGCCCAAAUGUGGGAGCUAUAAACCCCCAGAUGUACUCCUCAACUGAAUAUUACCAGACUGAAUAGGCUAAGUAUUGUUACAUAGAUGGAAUAACCGAUUCUCAAAUAGUUAGGUACAUGAGCUGUACAAUUGUAAAAUAAGGUAGCUUUGUUGAUCAGUGUAAAAUGUAAGAGUAUUUAUACGCUUUCAUAAUAUUUAGAGACGUAACUGGUAUUUUUGAAUAUUGUGUGAAAAUUGAGUAAAGUGUGAAAAGUGUUCGCGGUAUCAACGAAGUCAACAAAUAUGAUUGUGAUUUAUUAAUUUAUCUUUACUUAUUUAAUAAUAAAAUGCUAAAGUUAGA
Pectinophora gossypiella (pink bollworm) is the source of this 2237-nucleotide messenger RNA. RefSeq lists its product as uncharacterized. The transcript has 9 exons. Bases 168 to 1943 code for a protein of 591 amino acids. Gene Ontology annotation, cellular component: plasma membrane. The record is from RefSeq and is a predicted model, not a curated record. Gene Ontology annotation, molecular function: copper ion binding; oxidoreductase activity. Lineage: Eukaryota; Metazoa; Arthropoda; Insecta; Lepidoptera; Gelechiidae. Gene Ontology annotation, biological process: iron ion transport.